This is a messenger RNA of Anopheles darlingi, 2649 nucleotides long. It is a transcript of the gene nan, whose product is annotated as transient receptor potential cation channel subfamily V member 5. Gene Ontology annotation, cellular component: membrane. Gene Ontology annotation, molecular function: calcium channel activity; protein binding. Gene Ontology annotation, biological process: calcium ion import across plasma membrane. Lineage: Eukaryota; Metazoa; Arthropoda; Insecta; Diptera; Culicidae. The record is from RefSeq and is a predicted model, not a curated record.
AUGGGAAAUACGGAGAGUAAUGUGACCAGUGGCGUUAAGAAGCAGGCCGGAGUGUCCACCCAGGCCCUGUACAAGUUCGUCAACCUCAAGGGCGGUGGGCUGCUGGUGGAUAUGAUGAAACGGGCGAUCCAGAACAAGCAGUACGCCGAGAUUGACCACGCGAUCAAGACGAAGGUCGAACCCUUCCUGUACAACAAAGGCAAAGGAAAGUACAUCCCGGUGUCGGUGCUGGUGCUGUUGCGAAACAGUGAGCGACCGAGGCACAAGCAGCUGCCCGAAAUCCGGGCGUUGGAGAACCCGGAGGAGGACUUUGACAUCGAUGCAGUGUGCCCGGAAGUGAGCGAAGCGGAGUACUACCUAAACCCAUCCGGGUACCGGGAGGUGUGCUGGAACGUCAAGGAACGUGGAGCAGUCGGUGAGACGAUUCUGCAUCUUUGCCUGCUCAACGCUACGUCACUGCAUGCCGAUCUGGCGAAGCGGCUUCUACGGUUCUAUCCCAAGCUCAUCAACGAUGUGUACAUGUGCGACGAGUACUACGGCGAGAGUGUUCUCCAUCUGGCCAUCGUAAACGAGGAUCCCGCGAUGGUGAAAUACCUGCUCGAUCACAACUCGGACGUAAACGAGCGCUGCUGCGGGACGUUCAUGUGCCCGGAGGAUCAAAAGGCUUCCCGCUACGAUACUCCCGAGACGGAAGUCGUCCAGAUGGUACAGCUCACGAACUACGAUGGGUACGUGUAUUGGGGCGAGUAUCCUCUCACAUUUGCCGCCUGUCUAGGACAAGAGGAGUGCUACCGGCUGGUGUUGGCCCGCGGUGCCGACCCGGACAACAAGGACUUUAACGGCAACACGGUACUGCAUAUGCUGGUGAUAUACGAGAAGAUUACCACGUUCGAUAUGGGCUACGAGGUGGGAUCAUCGUUAAGCAUACGGAACCACCAGAAUCUAACACCGCUAACGUUGGCGGCGAAGCUUGGCCGCGUCGAGAUGUUCUUCCACAUUAUGAACAUUGAGCGAGAGAUUUACUGGCAGCUGGGUAGCAUUACCUGUGCCGCCUAUCCGCUCGUCCUGAUCGACACGAUCGACGUAGAAACCGGUAACAUCAGCAAAGACUCGGCCCUGAAUUUGGUCGUGUUUGGUGACAAAGAUGAGCAUCUGGAUCUACUGGACGGUGUGCUGAUCGAUCUGCUCAAGACGAAGUGGAACACGUUCGUGAAGGAUAAAUUCUAUCGACAGUUUUUCAUGUUUUUCUGCUACUUCUGUGUUUCGCUGAUCGGCUUCACGCUACGCAAUGGACCACCACCGCCCGAGGAAGACGACGAAAAUGGUGCCGGUGGUGGCGGUGGUAACAAAACGUCCUCAGCAAAUGCGAAGCAGGAUCUUCGGCAACGAUUAUGGAACCGAACGGUAACGCUAGAGGACGCGGACAAUGUAAGCAGCCUUUUAAGUGACAUUAUGGGGAUUGAGUUCGACGGUGGUGGUAGUGGCGGUGGUGGCAGUGCGCUUGGCAAACUGGCCGAGCAGCUUCUUAACGGAAGCGAAGGAUCGGGUGCAUUCGAACCCGAAACGGUCGACGAGGAAGAGGAUGGGCUGUUCUUCAACUCCAAGUGUCACACCAUGGAUUAUGAUGGCGUUGAGGGAAAGGUACGGUUCGUGGCCGAAGUCAUCAUACUGAUCGGUUCCUUCCUCUAUCUCUUGUCGGCGUUGCGCGAACUAAAGUUUCUUGGCCGAAAGAUGUUCUUCGAAAAUUUGGUAAGCCGGUCAGGGCGUCUGAACGUCACGCGGACAAGUGCGAUCAGUGGUUUCUCAUCAUUUCCUUCGUUUUUAAUCGCGAUCCAACAGAUGACGGCUCCAUCGCGCGUCAUGUUUCUGUUCUCCUGCUGCAUCAUGAUGGUUGUACCCUUUCUGAAGGUGCUCUGCUUCACCGAACUAGAGGAUCAUGUGGCGGUCGCCAUUAUGCUAACAACUGCGCCAUAUUUCUUGUUCUUCUGUCGUGGCUUCAAGACGGUCGGUCCUUUCGUGGUGAUGAUCUAUCGUAUGGUGAUGGGCGAUCUGCUGCGGUUCGUCGUCAUCUAUCUGGUGUUUGUGAUGGGCUUCUCGCAGGCGUACUAUAUCGUGUUUCUCUCCUACAAACCGGAGGAGGACGGUGACGCCAAUCCGAUGCCAUCGCCCAUCGAAUCGAUCGUCGCCAUGUUUCUGAUGUCGCUGACCAACUUUGGGGAUUACUAUGGAGCGCUCGAAAACACGGAUCACGAGAUGUGCGCCAAGAUCCUGUUCGUGCUGUUUAUGGUGAUUGUCGCGGUGCUGUUGGUGAACAUGCUGAUCGCUAUGAUGGGUAACACGUACCAGAAGAUUGCCGAAACCAAGAACGAAUGGCAGCGCCAGUGGGCACGCAUCGUGCUGGUGGUGGAACGUGGUGUGCCACCGAAGGAGCGGCUCAAAAAUCUCAUGUCCUACAGUCAACCGAUGUCGGAUGGUCGGCGGGCACUGGUGCUCCGGUUAAACAUGACGGACGAAGACAAAGAGGAAAUGAAGGAGAUCCUCGAGAUGAAACGUGUUCACGAGCGGCUGUCGAAGAAGCGGCAGGUCGAGCGGGAUGCCCGGGCCGAGCAGCGACGUUUGCUGCGCGAAAAAUAUCUCAACAUGACGUAG